Messenger RNA from Papaver somniferum (opium poppy), 2919 nucleotides. Its product is annotated as serine/threonine-protein kinase HT1-like. The transcript is spliced from 4 exons. Gene Ontology annotation, molecular function: protein kinase activity; ATP binding. Gene Ontology annotation, biological process: protein phosphorylation. Bases 708 to 1949 code for a protein of 413 amino acids. The record is from RefSeq and is a predicted model, not a curated record. Lineage: Eukaryota; Viridiplantae; Streptophyta; Magnoliopsida; Ranunculales; Papaveraceae.
UUUGCGUUGCACCUGAGUGCCCAAAUGUUGGAUUGCAUGACAAGUUGUGCCUAAAUGCACAAGAUGGAAAUGGGUGGUUGUUUGUCUUCUCAAAUGGAACCAUAUGAAAACCACCGGACUAAAUGUUUCCUCUGUUUUCAAUAAUAAAUGAAGAAAAGAAAAGAAACAGAUGGAUUCAGUCGAGAAAAGUGCUUCUUCUUUUUCUCCUCCUGUCUCUCUUUCUCUAGAGUCUAGUGGGUACCACGAAAUCACGAGAUAUCCUUGAAUCCUUGAGCUUAUAUUCAUUCAUCGCCACUUCAUUUCUAUAUAUAAAACAAUCAGUUGAAAGCAGUUAUUUUCAGGGUAUUUACAAUAUCAUUAACCUUGCUCUGUUUUUUUUUCCGUUAGGAAUUUUCAUGGAUUCCUUUGUUAUUUUCAUCCAAAACCCAUUUAUGUUUCAUCUUUCCCUGCAAAACCCAUGGUUUAAACAAUUAAAAUAAUAACCUCUGUUAUCCUUUCUUCUGAUCAUAUCUCUGUUUUCAUCAUAAAACCAAACAAAGAAUCAAAAACCCAUUUUCCCAAUUACAUAACCUAUGUUUUCAAAUCAGCUUUUCCUCUUUCUAGAAAUAAUUCAGUCAUUAGUUUUUCAAGAACAUACUAUAAUAUAUUUCUGGUUGUCUUAGUUGAACAACAACACUUUUCCUUGUCUUUUUCUUUGUAUAAAAACAAUGGUGAAGUGUUUUUUCUUUAGAGCACUAGUUUGCUUUAGGAAAGGGAAGAAGAAAUCAAUAUCUCUUCCUUCAACAUCAAAGAAUCCAGCCUCUGAAAUGGAGAAUAUGGAGAAAAGAAGAUUUGAUAGUUUGGAAUCAUGGUCAAUGUUACUUGAUUCUGAAACUGUGGAUACUUGGGAGGCAUCACAUUAUGAAGAUGAUGAUAAUGAGGAUCAAGGUAAAGAAGAAUGGACAGCUGAUCUUUCUCAAUUGUUUAUCGGUAACAAGUUCGCUUCUGGAGCUCAUAGUAGGAUUUACCGUGGGAUUUACAAGCAAAGAGCAGUUGCAGUCAAAAUGGUGAGAGUUCCCAACCAAGAUGAAGAAACCCGUGACUUACUUGAGAAACAAUUCACGUCUGAAGUUGCUCUGCUUUCACGCCUUCUUCAUCCCAAUAUUGUUCAGUUCAUUGCAGCGUGUAAAAAGCCUCCAGUGUACUGCAUUAUCACUGAAUACAUGUCACAAGGAACUCUGAGGAUGUACUUAAACAAGAAACACCCUUACUCGCUCUCAACUGAAACAAUUCUGCGGUUAGCACUUGAUAUUUCUCGAGGUAUGCAGUAUCUUCACUCACAAGGGGUGAUGCACAGAGAUCUCAAAUCAAAUAAUUUGCUACUGAAUGACGAGAUGCGAGUUAAAGUGGCAGAUUUUGGUACCUCUUGUCUUGAAACACAGUGUAGAGCAUCAAAAGGCAACAUGGGAACUUACCGCUGGAUGGCACCGGAGAUGAUCAAGGAGAAACCUUAUACCAAAAAGGUUGAUGUCUAUAGCUUCGGUAUCGUUCUUUGGGAGCUCACGACAGCACUGCUCCCAUUUCAAGGGAUGACGCCUGUUCAGGCUGCAUUUGCUGUUGCAGAAAAGACAUUUCGGCUUGUUAGUUAUCAGUGCCAAUUUGCCUUGAAUCUGGUAUGGAAAGAUGUAUGCCAAAGGUUGUUCUUUUUCCCAUCUUUUGUUUCCCAGAAAGCGAGACCGCCAUUGCCAGCUAAUUGUCAGCCUGCGCUUGCAAAUCUAAUUAAACGAUGUUGGGCUUCAAAUCCAUCAAAGAGACCUGAUUUCACCUACAUUGUAUCUGUCUUGGAGAACUACGAUGCGUGUGUUAAGGAUGGACUUCCUCUUCCGUCUCAUUCAUCAGGCCAGAACGUGAUCUUAGACCGCUUCAAGGACUGCAUUUCAGUGAACUCAUCUGUACCUGUACAUGCAUGAUUGCACAAUGUAGAGUAUGUGGGUCUUUCGGAGGUAAAUGGUGAUGUUGGUAUGUUAUAUAAAUUUGUAAAUAACUUAGGCAAUCUGUUAAUAUCUAAUCUCUAACUAGUUGUACGCUACGAAUAUGUCGUGUACAUAUAUAAAUCAGUAAGCCGUGGCAACAGACAAACCAACCAAUCCAAUUUAGGAUGUUCUUACAAGAAUUUUAUCAUUGAGAAGAGGAGUUCUGUUGGCAUAAGGGGACUACCCCGACCAUACACACGACACCAAGUUGACACGAGCAUACUUGGCCAGUUGGUCAACUUGAUUAUGUUAAUUUAGGCAGUAGAGUUAGCACCGUCUUUUUCAGCAUAUCUAGAUUUUGUGGUUGUACUCAUUUUAGUCCUGGACAAACUCUUGGUUUUCACGAGUGCUACUAUAUCCUAAGUAUUCUCAUAGAACUGAACAUGUUUCUCAUUCAUAUAGGUGAUCUGCUACCGUUAUGAGUACCUUGUAUUACUCCACUUAUCUCUUACUAUAGGAAUCAUUGGAAGUUCAUUUCUCAAAUAUGUUAGUCCACCUUAGGCUAAGCAUUAUGGCAGUGCAUUUUGCUUGGCUAUAGCCCAUUAUGGUCCAUCGGUUAGCUAUAAUGUGGCCAAAACUUUUGACUUGGCUUAAGAGGUCAACCAUGCCUUCCCACUUUGAGUUUGGCCAAAAUCAUUGUAGUGGAUACUUGGAGCAUCCUGAUUUCGUUCGCGGAAACUAUUCUCAAUGGCUUGGACUAAUGUGCUUCAUGGCAUGCUCUAGAUAUUGGAAAGGACUUGAUUUCAGGAUCCCUGCUAGUUCAGAACGAUUUUAACUAUGAAUGAAGUUGGAGACGGUUAACUCUCCACAAUUGGACUUUUAAGAUGCCGUCUAUGAAUAAAAUUAACAAUUCCGCCAACUUGCUUCAGUCUUCUAAUUCAUAGCUUUGAUCCUCACCGGAAGUCGU